AUGAACAAAGAUGCGAAUUAUGCCGUCCAAAGUUCGGAAGAUCUCGCAGACCUAGCAAGUGAACUGAUAUCUUCCACAACAGUUCUACAUAUCAGUCAGGAAGAAAUUAACGAGGCUGUGGCAUUGGCAGAGUCUUGGGGGGAUGCUCCAGCAGCAGAUGGAAUCCGUAGCAUGCAAUAUGCCCAGUGUAUAUUCAAAGAUCACAAGAUCAGGCCGUAAAAUAUCGGUCGGUCACGGACAUUGUCCGACCCAUUCGUGAAAUUUUGUCCGACCCAUUCGUGAAAUUCGGACAUUGUCCGCCGUAGAGAGGAAACCCCUGGACAUUCUGUCCGACCUAAGUGAAACUGAGGUUUAAUGUUUGUCCGACCGGAGUGUAUUGGUGUCCGACCGAACUGUAGCUUUGUCCAACGUAAAUCGAAAUGUACCCCAGUCCAGAACUAGAGGCUUGUAUGUUAAAUGGAAAAUCAGAGUACUAUUGUAUAAAGGUGAACUGGAAAUGUUGUUUUAACAUAGUCGAGUGCGGGGCGGCGAAUGAAAUGGUGAAGUGGAAAACGGGCUUGAGUUGUCGAAGUCUUUUUUAAUAUUGCUGUUCGGAAAGCAAGUUAAUUUUGGCUUGGAAAUAAUCCUAGUACCGGUAUCUAAUCGCCAUUGGUUUUCACAGAAAUUUGUAUAUGAUCUUAAUAGAGUGUCAAUUGCUGCAAUAUUUCAUGUAUUUUUCAUUAUUUUGUCAUUUCCAAGUUCACAAACUUUUGAACUUGUUUAGAGAACUUAACAAAAAAGAUAAAAUUGUGAGCCACACACGUGACAUGCCACAUUUGCCUCGGUAUCUGAAAGAAGAGAAGUGAACAAAGUUGACCCAUGCAAGACUCCAUAAAUAUCUUAUAAUAUUGCUAAAGCCCUGAACAACAACAACAACAACAACAACAACAACAACAACAACAACAACAACAACAACAACAACAACAACAACAACAACAACAACAACAACAACAACAACAACAACAACAACAACAACAACAACAACAACAACAACAACAACAACAACAACACAAUGGUUGUGUGAAUGUCACACACGUGACACACGGAGAAUCGCCCUACUGCAGUAUGUCUCUCGAUACAUUCUUAAGUUUCAUAUUAUUAGCAACGAGUUUCUUGAAUGAAUACGUGGCUGAAUGUUAA
This is a messenger RNA of Paramuricea clavata, 1179 nucleotides long. Lineage: Eukaryota; Metazoa; Cnidaria; Anthozoa; Malacalcyonacea; Plexauridae. The record is from the annotation of a GenBank genome assembly.